AUGGAGGCAUCGGACCCUGAGCCGCACCAAACGGUAGUUGCGCCUUCGGCGCCUCCAAAGGAGUUUGUAGAACAACAAAAUAUCAUUUUGGCCACAAAUAUGGACGGAUCAAAUCAAACUCCCGGUAUAGCACCUUCCGGUGGUAAUCCCAAACAGCUGGUAAUUCCUGCUCAGGUCUUUGUCGCAAUGCAAGAUAACGACCGACAAAAUAGUAGAAGAAAACGACCAGGGCUUAUAUGGAGACUUGGUAAAGGACUGUGUUAUGCCUAUUUGGCCAUUGCUGGGUUUCUUCUAUUGGUUGCCGCCGUAAUAAUCAUUGUGUGUGUCUGUUGGAUUAAGAAAACAGAACCGGACUUAGGUACUAGGAUUAACGAGGGCAAUAGUCUCAGAACAAAAUUUGCCGAAGAACUGCAAAAGCAGCGAGAACGUUUUGGAGACUCUUAUUCUUUUAAGGAAUAG
Theileria equi strain WA is the source of this 459-nucleotide messenger RNA. RefSeq lists its product as uncharacterized. The record is from RefSeq and is a predicted model, not a curated record. The transcript has a single exon. NCBI's taxonomy places the organism in Eukaryota, Apicomplexa, Aconoidasida, Piroplasmida, Theileriidae. The coding region runs from base 1 to 459 and encodes 152 amino acids.